CCCCCGACCUGCGCCCCGCUCGUCCCGGUCACCUUUGACAAUGCCACCAUCCCUGGGCUCCUGGGACAGUGGAUCUACAUCAUCGGCGCCUCCAAGUACCCGCCUCACCUGGCAGAGCUGAGGGAGGUGAAAUACGCGGCUUUUUCCCUCUCUCCCGGCAGCCACGAGGACGAGCUCAACGUCACUGAAAUCUCAAGACUGAACGAGACGUGCAUGGUGAGGACCACCAAGAUCCAGGUCUUCCAGCACAACUCCACCCUGAUACACGUCGAUGACAAGGGGAUUGCCACGGCCGAACUGAUCCAA
This is a messenger RNA of Fulmarus glacialis (Northern fulmar), 306 nucleotides long. Its product is annotated as alpha-1-acid glycoprotein 1-like. The transcript has 5 exons. The annotation marks the transcript as partial. NCBI's taxonomy places the organism in Eukaryota, Metazoa, Chordata, Aves, Procellariiformes, Procellariidae. The record is from RefSeq and is a predicted model, not a curated record.